Molecule: messenger RNA, 9506 nt
Organism: Hermetia illucens (black soldier fly)
Lineage: Eukaryota; Metazoa; Arthropoda; Insecta; Diptera; Stratiomyidae
Product: putative thiamine transporter SLC35F3
Exons: 11
Coding region: 439-2382 (647 amino acids)
Source: RefSeq, a predicted model, not a curated record
UGGAAAUCAAUGGAACUUACCUAGGUGAAAUGCUACGCGAUAGUGAAAAAUAUAGUUUGACUGCAAGCAAAUUAAUAAAAUAUGAGAAAUGAGAAUCGAAUGAAGCCAGGGAAGCCCAUUGAAUUGAAGAAAUGAAGGGUCAUCAGUGAGUCUGCAGAUAACUCCAACGGAUAGUGUUACCGGAAGAAACGCGAGAAGACUGAGUGAAAAAGGACGCGAGCCUAUUUCGUCUGAUAAAGUGUGUGCUUCGUAUUGAAAUUGAUUCAUUUGGGUCAUUGAAUAUUCAUUGUGCGGUGUAGUGAGUUCUGAAAGGUUGUAAAGGAUUACGGGGCAGACGAAGGCCUUGCUGUGGCCAGUAUAAUAGGUGCAGACGUGCAAAUAUCGAACGGGAAGGGAUGUCUACCAUCAAAUCAAAUAGGAUGCAAUUCAGACGAUAACAUGACUAGGGACGGGGAAAUUCCCGCAAUAUUUAACCCCAAACGAGUUCGUGCCCCAUCGGUUGUUGUAACCGGGGAUUCACCAAACGGACCGUUUGGGGGUUUCACAAACAUCAUAAAUGCCUCAAAUCCUCAAAUCACUCAUUCGGAUUCGGUAACAUCGAGUCAACAUGAUGGCGGUGAAAGUGGCACCUGUUUGCAAAGCAAUAACAACCUUGAACGCGGAACUGCCACCCCCACGACUGAAGCCCCACCCGCCCCCAGUGCCGUACAGUCGAGACGGCUCAAAGCUUGCAAAGAGUCAUGUUGUUCGGAAUUGGCGCAAAAGAUGUACUUUGGUGUAUGCGUUACAAUCCUGGUGACCGCAUCCUGGGUAGGAGCAACGCAUUGCAUUAAAUUCCUGUAUCUACGGCGAAGUACAUACACAAAAAUGUCGGAAGCGCUACUCGAUUCGGAAGUUGAAAAUGUUGGCAACACAACCAUUUUCCACAUACCAAAGUUAACUACAACAACGGCGGCUGUUUUUAAUGCUCCAUUUUUCGCUUCGUGGUUUUGUACAAAUUUCGCUUUUCUUUUUUUCCCGAUUUAUCUGAUAGGACGAAUUGCGGUCAGGAAAUGCGAUAAACCUGGCGAGAUAUUAGGUGAUGUAUUGAGAGGAUUUCGAGAUCGAGGCUUUACAAUUGGACGAUUCCUUAAUCGAUGUCUUUCGUUCUGUAUGCUGUGGGUGCUUACAACAUACCUUUUUGCGUUAUCCUUACGAGCCCUAUUAGCUACGGACGUCAUGGCAUUGUUUGCAACAAAUGUCGCGUGCGUGUAUCUACUCUCUUGGGUGAUAUUACACGAACAAUUUGUAGGUGUACGAAUUGUUGCCGUGAUAUUGUGUGAUACGGGAAUCGCUCUUCUGGCCUACAUGGACGGAAUUACAGGGAGCCCAACGUUGGGCGGAGUUGUGUUGGCCGCUCUGGCAGCGGCAGGUUAUGCUGUUUUUAAGGUGAUGUUUAGGAAAGUAAUGGGUGAUCCACCAGUCGGGCAGGUUGCCUUUGCUUUCACUACAAUUGGGUUUCUGAAUGCUGCUCUACUGUGGCCGGUGUGCGUAGCACUGUAUCUGACGGGGACAGAAACCAUCCCUUCAGAUCGACUGCCUUGGAUUGUCUUGCUGAUAGCAAGUGUACUACUUUUAGUUUUCCAUAUUCUUACACAGUUUAGUUCGGCUGUAACGUAUAAUUUAUUUGUUACCCUUGGAUUAAUAACGGCUGUUCCAGUGUCUGGAGCUUUAGAUGUAGUCCUUUAUGGUGCUCAGUUUGCUGGUAUGAAAUUGGCUGGCGUAAUCUUGAUUGCCGUCGGAUUCUUUCUUGUCAUGUUCCCCGAAAAUUGGCCAGACUACAUUACAAGACUGUUAAGAAAAACUGGUCGUGCUAUACUCCGUUACCAAUGUUGUUGUGAAUUCGCUGAAAUUGAUUACGAUAAUUCGAAAUAUCAUCUUGUUGGGUCACAACGCGAGAUGGGGACGAGGUCCCCACAGCGGUUCGCUAACGGGCCAACAUCCUACCGUCAUCGACUAUCGGACGGGCUAUAUACGUUCCCAUCUUCGAUCCCCGUCCGGUCGUGUGAGAUGACCGAUUUAUCACCAUUAUCACUAUCCCCCAACUAUACAACAACACCAGCAGCAACCCCAUCCGGAACAGGAGGAAUACCGAGUGGAAGUGGCGGAGGUGCAGGGACCACAGAAGGGGGCAUUGGAUCGAUCAAUGAUAAUGCAAGCGGAACAGUAUCAGGACUUACUGUAUCUCAUGCUAAGACAAGACCAACUCGAUUUCCAUCCGUCGGAGCAGGAUUGUCAGCCUUUUUUGGUACCGAUCCAGAGCCCAAGAAAACAGUUUCUGAAACGCACUUUUUUAGUUUAGGGUUCCGACGUAAAUCAUCCAUUUAUGCAGCCACAGAUUAAAUUAUUUUUCAUAUGUUCAAAUUAGGAAUAGUUUCUCUCACUCGCUAUUUGACUCUUCAAGGCUCACUUCCUAGAAUAUUUUCCCGAUCUCUCACUAUCUCUAUCUCUAUCUCUGGAGUUUUCUAGAAACCUGAGUUCACUGAAAAUGUAGAUUUUAUCAAUUUCUUUCAUAUAAACUAUUCUCAGGGACAGCAGUCAUAACAGCCUGUUUUUUGUAGCACCUUCCUCCCCAGGAAUGCAACAUUAACGAUGUUGAAUCUUAUAUUCAUUUCAAGGACUAUAAAGGUUCGUAUCUUACGUACAGUAAAAUCAAAAUGAAAACUCAAGUUUUUUCUAAACGACAAUCAGUCAUCACUUAGGAAUCAAAUUCCAACCUUCCUUUUCUUAUUGCAUAUACCAUAGCCUGUAGAUCUUCACUAUCCAAUUUAUGACCUAACUUUUACAGUAAUGUAUAUAUGUUUCCUAUGAAAUAUCUCCUAUUUAAGAGGCCGCCUUGAAGCGAUGAUAUAUGAUAGAUAUAGCACAGUAUUGAGUACAAUUGCUCCCUAAUAGAGAAAGAAUAAUUUUUAGUGAAGCUAGAAAAUGGCAAACGUGGGGGUGAGUUAGUAUUACUACCUUUCUCGUCCUUCGAAACAAACGAAGGAAGGAUUAUAGGUAUGAUGUGGUACGUCCAGUAUCUCCAGUUGUUGUUCCUGCCACCCUGUUCUUGGUACUAUAGCUGGAGCUCCCAAAAUGUUCAUCCUUCUGAAUUGGGUGCGACAGAUUUGUUCUCCCUCGUCCUUAAGUCUCACGGUUAUAGUUUUUUUUAUCACUCCUAUAGAAGGAUUUUAAUCUACAGCACCGUGAUUCUGAUCCUUUUCUAGGCAACUCAUCUGCUGCCCUUUUACUUCCUAUACCAAUAUGGCCUAAAACCCAAAGUACCAGUACCAAUUUGGGGUGAAACACAUUGCAUUUGAGUGGUUUGAUGGCCACUUGACUGUUGUUGAGAAUUGUAAUGUUCUGGUUCCUGUAAAUCCGUAAUGUUAACACAAACUUAUCUUUAGAUUUUAUAUAUUACGUGUAUAAACUAAAUUUAAAGAUUCCACAAAAGCUGGCUUUUAAGCUAUUAAAUCGCUUCAAACUAUACUGCAACCAACUUCAUGGCGAACCGCGAUCAUCAGACUUCAGAUUUCAGUAUAUGCCAAACAACUUAUUUCUUUCUGCUUCAAACAUGUCAAGUGUUGCGCUUAUGAAACAUAUUUGCGGGAAGCUUUACUUUUUUAUUUUAGUUGGAAGAAAAAAGCAACUGAAAGUUAUCGAUUAUUCUGUGAAAUUUAUGGAGAAAAUGCUCCAUUGCAACAAGCGUGUGAGUAUUAGUUUCGAUGCUUCAAAAAUGGCGAUUUUGACGUUGAAGGAACGUCCUGGGUAGCCGAAAAAAGUUGAAGUCACAAAAUUGGAAAGACCAUUGAACGAAAAUCCAUGCCAAACCCAAGAGAACUUGUUGAAUCACUAGGAGUGAUAUAACCAGCAAUUUCCGCACAGUUGAAAGAAUUGGGAAUCAUCCAAAAGAAAGGAAAUUAAGUGCCACACGAAUUGAAGCCGAGGAAUUGGGAAAGACUUUUUUUUUCACACGCGGACAACUGUUUGAAUAUCAAACAAGUCGGGAAACCGGAAGCUGAACGCUUCAGGUAGGAAAGGUUUUGUGUAUUUCUUUUAUAAAGUCAUUUGACUGUGCAUUUGUCCCAUUAGUACGUAGCACAUAAUAUAUGCAUGAGAAUAUCUAUUUUUGAUGAUGGCUGGUGGUGAUGUUGGCAUUUAAAUCUAAAAUGCACAUAAUCAUGGAAUUUCUCCAGACAGACAGACAGUAAACCGAUUUUAAUACGGUUUUGUUUUACACAAAACCUUAAAAAUAAAGGGCUUUUUGAAUCGCAUCGUUAUUGGCGAUGAAAAGUGGCUCUGCUACGACAACCACAAUCGAUACAUGGGCGGCAAAUCCAAAUACCAUGCUUCACAUUUGGUAGUAUGGCGAUGCCAAUUACUUCCGCUUGCCUGGCAUUAGAACUUUUAAUUAUCUUUCUCUUCUACCGAAGUGAACUACUUCCUUAAAGUUAGCUAAUUGCUAGAGGGUUAAGUAGAGCCGUCAGUCGGUAGAAGAGACAGUCUACUAACAGCACUCACCUUGGGAACACCUCAAUGAGAAGCAGAAUCGAUGUUCCAACCAAAUAAACAAAUUAAAUAUAUAAACACAGGGUUGUGUUUGGGAGUCGAGGGAUUCCUAAUUCCGCAGUCACUGAUAGCGGGCCGGACCAGUUGGAAAGCAACAUACUUCCACGGUUAUGGCCCACGGAACCAUCAUUCUUGGGCAAGCACCCCAGUUGCUGGUGGACUUAGGAAUCCCUCGAUUCUCAAACAAAAGUCCAGUUUAGCCUCGGACGGCUUAGGCCUGAAUUUUACAAGGAUGUUUUGGGUCCUUGUUAUAACUCAUACACAUGUUGUGUUUUUGAAUUAAUAUAAGGGAGCAAAUGCAAAUGCGACCUUGUAACCACUUUGGUCACGCUGCUCUCAGGACAGAGGUGAGGCAGCGUCUGAUGAGUUUCAUCUGCCUUGGACGAAACCGCAAGCCACGUAGAGUGAGUGAUAGAUAACUCAUAUUAUCGCUUACGGGAACAAUUAAUAAAGCAGUUGAGUGCCAUCCAGGACGACAAAACAAGCCAGCUCAUGUAGAGCACUUCCAUGUUCGACGGAAAAUCCUCCCAGUUCUCCGCUGCCUGCAAUGUCUCGGCGGUAUCAAAGUUCCUAAACCGCUAAUGCGUAGUCCAUGGGUAAGGCGCCUAUCGUCGAUUCUUCAAACGAUUAUGGCGACGGUUGAUGACCAACCAUUGUAAACCGCAGCCGAUGUAGCUGACAAGGUCUACGUCGCCCUUCUUUCGACACUAUGCCUCGCGGAAGUAAUGUCAGAUAUACAAACAUCACCGCCUUCAGCAGCAGAGAUAUACUUAACGCCGCUAGUUCAGCAAUUGUUAAGCCAACUCGCAGAAUUGCGAGCGGAAAUAGUUAAACAGCAAAUUUAUCCUGUAAAUUCAUCCAGACGGAAAUCUCAACGUCCUCGGUCCAGGCCGCAUCCACAGCGCAGAUCUAAAAAUCUUCGCCCCAAGGGUAUAAAUUGGUACCACUCGAACCUAAAUUCUGAAGCCGUCAAAUACACAAAAUCAUGUAAUUGGACUUUGAAGAAUACAAACUGCCCCGUUUCAUCCCCACAGAAAUACGAUUGCUUAUAGGUACAGACGAUAUAAGCAUCUACUAGCACUCCAGAAACCAAGGACCAUAUAAAAAGGGACGUUCCAAGGCAGGAACGCAAAGUCAGCAGCAUCGACAACCUCAAACUCCGCAAAGAUCAGGUGACCAAAAAGUCCAAACAGUGGCGUCAAUAUCUCAGCAACCAAUUAACCAAAGCCCAACCCAAAAUGAAUCUACAAACAGUACUGCUAUUUUGAGUUUGCCAGACAGUGUUCUUGCGACAAUGACCAACGCGUCUAGUAAUAACAUUGAACCCAGAGUGUUUAACCUUAUUGUGUGAGCCGGGCGUAUUAAGUUUAAAUUCCAGUUUGGAAAUGGAUUUAAAAAAUCAGAUACUCUAGUAUUUGUUUCUACAGAUUAAUGCUAUGUGAUCGACAGGACCUAGGACAUUCAUUCCAAUAUAUUAGGUCUCUGAGAAGUUCAUCUGCUAGGAUUCUUCACAUAAGUGGUGGUAGUAUCGCAGUUUGCGACAAACUUUCCUUUAUUUACGCUGUUGUUGGAAACAAAACCUUAUAAAAAUCGACACAAUGUCAGUCUGUCCGUUUGUCUGUCUGGCCACCGACCGACUCCCCCAUACUCUGUGGAGCCACCAUAAGGUAUUACAUCAUAGAGCGGAGUCAGCUUACUCUAUCUUGGUCACCUUUUGUCUCUACGCGGAGUAGAAACCCGGGAUUUUCUCGUCUUCUCUAUCUUUCUAAGUUUGCUGCGAUCAUGGAGUUGAUCGGAACCAUUCCCAACGAACGCAGCAUUAUCUCAGACAGUCCUGAAGGUAGAGCACAUUCGUAAAGCUGUUUUUCUCUAGGCUGUCCUCAGUUUGUUAGUGUUACAUGUGAUUUGUAAUGUCUUCGACCAAACUGGAGCGGCAUAGAGCAGGAUUGAGCUCACGUUCGGCAUCAUUCUUACCAGGGCCAUACUUGCAGCAGGUGCCUCGUCGCAAGCACACUGAACGUGUAGCCUAUAACUGAGCUUCGCGUUUAUCAUCCCUCCCAAGUAUCUGAUGGCAGGCUUCGAAGUGAUGAUAGUAUAUGAUUCCCAAUUUGAAUACGGGCAUAAUUUCUUUUAGACUGCUUGGUGAUGAGAGCCGCUUUCGUUUUUUCCUCUGCAAGUGGUAGACUAGAAUUAUCUAGCCAACUCUUAAAAGCAUAGAUCGCUCCGCAUGAGUACAACUCACUAUCUUAUAAAUACUAUAUCGUCUAUAUCGUCGGCGUGACCCACUACCGUGGCUUCUUCCACAAUCGGAAGAUUUAGGAUAUUGUUAUCAAUGACGUUCCACAGCAGUGGGCAAAGUAGGGAGCCCUGUGUCAUACCAGAACCUCCGUUUUUUAAAAAUACUGUUGACAAUAGCUGCGAGAUAGGUGGGAAUACCAUUCUUCGCCAAAGAUUCCCGUGUUAGGUUCCAAUUGGUUGAAUUGAUUGCAUUUUUUACGUAGACGAUCUCCACCACGCAAUAUUUGCUGACACUACCAUUUCCAUGAAUUUUAUCUUGGGUGAACCAGUAACCAAUUUGCCCUGGCUCUCAACAACAGGGAGUAUUCUAUUGUAGAUUGUCCGCUCUAGCAUUUUCCCCACAGUGUCCAAAAGACAUAUAGGUCAUCUGGAGGUUUGCCAAUCUUAAGCACUAGUAUCAACUUCUACCGCUACCAUGCUGCAGGAAAUAUCCUCAUGUUCGGUCUGGAUUUCACUUAAGAGCCCUAUUAGUAUGCCAUUCAAACUCGUCGCUUUGUUGUCUCCUAUUCUACCCCAGACCUCCAUCAGCUCACCUCUGGUGCCUGAUGGUAUUGCCAUCACAUUGAGAGGUCGCUGGAAGUUGUCAGUGCUCUCCUCUUGCUGGGCGAACAACCCUUGUUGAUUUUUAAUAACGGCCUCUGAAUAGUCCCAUUACGAUUCCCUCACGGGUUUACAUUCACUUCCGAACAGAGCUCUUUAAAGAAUUCAUUCUUCUUCCAUUGAAUGGCGAGCUUGAGGGCUUUGCAGGCUUCCAUAGAGGCGCGCUCUUUUUGCUACUGAUCGAUUGUACCUACGACGCUCUGAGCCGCUUUCCUGGCUCGGUCACAGGUUUAUCGAAGAUUGGCCAGUUCACUAUUCCACCAGUAGUUCGGUCUUCUACGGAGGGGAUGAGCACCUCCUAGCCAUGGACGCGUCAAAUGCUUUGUCGAUGCAUUCGGCGACAUGUACAUGAAGGUCUGCUCAUCCAAAGCGGCCAUGAGCGUUCUAUGCCCUGUGGCUUUACCUACAUAUAGUAUACCUCAAAGGAAAUUGCCUGGUGAUCGCUGUGCAGGGUUGACAAAGUUCAGGUCUACGAUUGAGGCAGACCCUCUUUGCGGACGGUAUUUACAUCACCUUCGCACCUUCGCUUCAGCACAAAAACAUCUAACGGACUGCGCCUUCGUUAAUAUGUUUCUCUGCUUCCCCAAUGAUAGCAAUUUCCACUUCAGAUUCGUAAGUGGUCUGUUUGAGCAAAUCCUGGGCGAUCCUGGAAUCAUUGAGGUUUAUUUGAAUAAACCUCAUUUUCUUAUUGAAGUGAGAACUUUCUUAAAUUCUGAGCAUUUCGCACUUCCGGUAAUAUGCCAGCUAUCCCAUUCGUCCUUCCUGCGCGCAAUAAACAUUUGGGAUUUCCACUGCAUUCUCUGGCAAUGUGGUCUUUUUACCCACACCUUCUGCGUCGAUCGGAACAAUCAAUGCCGUUCAAAACUCACAAUAGGCUCCUCGGCAAGUUCCUCCAACUUGAACUGUACUGGUGGAUGUCACUUCAUCGAUAUCCUUGCACUGUAUAUAGGUCUCAUGUUUUUGCCCCGUUAUUGUGAUAUUCUUCCCAAGUGCGUCCUUAACAACAAUUUUUCCCAAGCUAGAUUUUUUCAGCUCUCUGGGUCCCUUGAAUCUUGCUGAAAUUUCCGCCUAGAUAUUUUAGGCCAGGAUCAGUUUUGACCUUUUUGAACAUCUCAGCCUAGGACAAAUUGCGAUUAUUGGUGAUCACAAUUGCCUCCAUGCGCAAUUCGCAUUUUUUACUUUCUUCUUCGCCUUUCUCUUGGUCCAUCCACCAUUUUCGCCCCCCUUACCGAUUCGAUUGUGGAAGCUCGUAUUUGAAGGACCUGCUUUCUCCCUUUCGUAAUUUUAGUUCCGGAACUGUUAGUAUGCCUUUAAUCCUCUGAGGCAUCUGCUAAUUUACCGGAGGAUCCACAUCUUUUUCUCGCACUCUCCUGUUUGGUGGCAGAUUGAGACAGCAGGUUUUGACUUGUCCUUAGAAUUUCACUCUUCCUGCUGCGAUUUGUUGCAGAACAUUCUAAUAGCUCUCUUUUUUUAUGGCUUGGUGCAUUUGUACUUGUCCUUAAUAAACUUGGACAAUUCAACUAUGUUUCACUAAGCAGUGUGGAGAGUGAUUCCUCCGAAUCAGGGCUCUGUUCUCCAUGACUCCCAACCGGAUUAUUGUUUUUAAGUCCUUCACUUUGGGAUUUAUGAGAUUUUGCUACUGGUGUUCUCGGUAAAAUGGUACUUCCCUUGAACACCUCCCCUUCCUCACUCUCAAAAGCUUCCGGUACUGGGGUUCCGGUCACCUGUACCGUAAGUUUCCUUCUUUUCAUGUCUUCCAUAAUGAUUUUAUGGUCUGAAUAUCCUUCCCAUAGUCAUUUUGAUCCACGCACCAGAGGUGAGCAAACAAUAGCCCAUGCACAGUCAGGAAAGAAAAGUACAUGAACACGUAAUUAAACAUCAAUAGGUAUGUCCCUAUUUGCCACCUGGGACCGCACCUGAUGGGAGAUCUGGCGACUUUUCACUUCUCUGUCUGUCAAACUCGAUUUACUCGGAAACGGCUAAAUUUACUGAGAACAUGUUUUCUGUGAAUCCCUUUACAU